This is a messenger RNA of Perca fluviatilis (European perch), 2134 nucleotides long. RefSeq names its product NADH:ubiquinone oxidoreductase subunit V3 (gene ndufv3). The coding region runs from base 200 to 1981 and encodes 593 amino acids. Gene Ontology annotation, cellular component: mitochondrion. Gene Ontology annotation, biological process: mitochondrial ATP synthesis coupled electron transport. The record is from RefSeq and is a predicted model, not a curated record. The transcript is spliced from 5 exons. NCBI's taxonomy places the organism in Eukaryota, Metazoa, Chordata, Actinopteri, Perciformes, Percidae.
UAAAUUAGACACCUAAAAACUCGGAAUCAGACCAAUGGACAUAUGGGCUAUAAUAAAUCAAUGAUUGAAAAGUGAAAAAAAAGUCGAAGUAAAGUCCACUGAGCUAAAUCUCCGCAGUUGGCUUGAGCGCCGAAAGAACUACAAGAAGUUCCAAAGUACAUUGUUUUUCCAGCCGGAGCAUAACACUGGGAGCACGAAAAUGGCGACCUCCUUGCUGCGGUUAGGGCGACUGGGUUCCCUCAAGUGUCUCCAGUUGGAGAGCUGGGGCGUCCUGAGGAGUAGCUCGGCUGCUUCCUUCUGCACUCAGGCUAAAGAGCCCGCAAAGCCAGCGAAGAAGACAAAGGCUGCUGGCAAGACAGCAGAGGCUCCAGAUGACAGAGCAACCUUGCUGGCCUACAAGACAGCAGUUGCCUUCCCAGUUAAACUUUCCGAGUCUGGGCCUUUCCCAACACAGUCUCUAGGUGUAACUGAACCAGUGGCCAGCCCCGCUGCCACCGCAGAAACGAUUGUAGCCGCAGCAUCUGUCACUGCUGCCAGUGAACCAGCUGUUGCUGACCCAGAUGUUGCUCAGGUUAUGCCUGACACCGCUCCGCCUGUAGUUGACGCAGCCCCCCUAGCUGCUGAGGCCCUGGUCGAUGCAAGCGGUAAAACCUCCGCACCAGACGGCACUCCAGUCGCAGCCUCCGCCACAGAGGACGCAGUCCCGGCCGCCGCAGCCUCCUCUGAGCCUGGUGAUCCAGCAGCUGACGGGUCGUCCUCCUCAUCGUCCAGCGAUUCGGACUCAGACUCAGACUCUGACUCUGAGGACGAGAAGUCACAAGUGAAGACUGAAACCAAGACCUCGCCACCAGAGGUGUCAGAAUCCACUGUGAAAGAAGUCCAAGAGGUUGCAUCAGAAGUGAAACAAGACGCCAAUGAAGCGAAGAAGGAAGUUCCACCGGAACCUGAAGUUACUCCCACUUGUGCUGCUGAGGCUGCAGAGGAGGCCUCUCCAGCAGCAGCAGCAGCAGCAGCAGCAGCAGCAGCAGCACCCACAGAAGCAAUUCAAGCCAUAGUCGAGGCUCCCAGCGUUAGCUCCGAAGAGUUAGUAGACCCCGCUCCUGAGAUCGCCACUGCCACCAAAGACACCGUGACCAGCCCUGAAGUUCUGGCGGAAGCUGCGGUGGAACCUGCUCCAGAAGUAAUAGAAGACGUUGCGUCUCCUGCCAUCCCCGUUGCGCAAGUAGAAACUCCAGCUGAAGUUGUGAUCGAGGCUGCAACUCAAGAAAAAUCCCCAGCUGAUGCUCCCGUAGAAACCACAGAGCCUGCCUCUGCCCAAGCCCUUGGAGAAGCUGCCGAAGCCCCCUCAGAAACUACUGAAGCUGCCCCUGUAGAAGCUGCUGCAGAGCCUGUAGAAGCUGAAGCUGCCCCCACUGACGUGGCUGCCGAGGCUGCAGCUGAAGUUUUGGCCCCCGUGGAGAGCACCGAGGAGCUGGUGGACCCUGCUCCAGUCAUAGCUGAAGCUGCCCCCACUGAAGCGGCUGCCAGGGCUGCAGCUGAAGUUUUGGCCCCCGUGGAGAGCACAGAGGAGCUGGUGGACCCUGCUCCAGUCAUAGCUGAAGCUGCCCCCACUGAAGUGGCUGCUGAGGCUGAAGCUGCCCCUGUAGAAGCUGCUGCAGAGCCUGUAGAAGCUGAACCUGCCCCCAGUGAAGUGGCUGCCGAGGCUGCAGCUGAAGUUUCGGCCCCCGCGGAGAGCACCGAGGAGCUGGUGGACCCUGCUCCAGUCGUAGCUGAAGCUGCGGGAGAGGAGCUGCAGGCGGAGUCCCCUGUUGAACCAUCUGAGGAGGCUCCAGCGGCGGCACCUCCAGAGCCCGAUGAGCCUUUUGACAACAGCACUUAUAAAAACUACCAGCACCACAACUACACCCCCUUCACAUUUGCAGACCUGGAUGUAGAGAUGGCCAAGUUCCGUCUCCCGCAGCCCUCCUCCAUCAGACACUAGAAGAGUUGGCCUGGCUGCAAACUGUUAAUGUUGCUGAGAGAUAAUGGUGAUGGUGUUGUACCUUUUUAUGAUGAUUAUCCCCUCGACUGUCAGAUCAGCAUGACAUUCUGCUGUUAAAUGUUAUAUUAUUAAAGAACACAAAUGAGAAAUGAA